Kwoniella botswanensis is the source of this 4197-nucleotide messenger RNA. RefSeq lists its product as uncharacterized. The record is from RefSeq and is a predicted model, not a curated record. Gene Ontology annotation, molecular function: phosphatidylinositol binding. NCBI's taxonomy places the organism in Eukaryota, Fungi, Basidiomycota, Tremellomycetes, Tremellales, Cryptococcaceae. The transcript has 6 exons. Gene Ontology annotation, cellular component: intracellular membrane-bounded organelle. The coding region runs from base 1 to 4197 and encodes 1398 amino acids.
AUGGCUCCGAUAUAUACCAGACCUACCAUCAUCUACCCAUCACUGGCUGUUCUGGUCCUGGCAGUUCUAUUUCCUAGGCUGCACAUCCUACAGACACUAUUAUACACCCCUAUAUACAUCUCUUCGGCCAUCUUCUUUGCUAUCACUUAUACCAUUUAUCGAACCAUCAAAUUAGAUAAUCGGUCUUCGUCGCAUUCAUCUGCAGCAAGGAUCAGACAUGCUAUUCGGCCACUCAAAUUCACUACACCUGCAGCUUGGUCGGCAGUGUUAACCCGUCAAUCAUGGGAGGAACAUCCAUCACCUUUCACUGCCAUCCACAAGAAUGUUUCGGCUGAGGUGACGAGCCGCUUGGACAGUUUCCUCGGUUUGAUCAAGGUGCAUUUCAUCUUACCAUGGUAUACUCGAAUAUCACCUUCACCCGCUUUUCCACAUGCUGUUGAGGAACUCAUUCGACAUAUCCUGUCGGAUGUCACUGGAAGAGCGGAGAAUGUGGAUUGGCCUGAUACCAUGGUAUUGAAAGUUUUGCCUAUAGUUUCGGAUCAUUUUCAGCACUAUAGAUCGAUCGAACAUCUUUCUUCUUCUUCUUCAGCACCUUCGCCAAAUCCAGCAUUACCUCUACCUUUACCUCGUAAAUCCCAUCCAGCACUCUCAUCGCACCCUCAUACAUCUUCUGGCAUCUCACCAUCCAUCGAAGCGCACUUGCGAGAUACUCUGGCCACCAUAUUAGCAAGAUCGUUACCUGAAAAAGAUAGAUCAGAGGUAGUCUUAACUAUUGUUCGAGAGAUCGUCCUAGGAGCAGUCGUUCUUCCUGUAUUCGACAUGCUAUGUGAUCCGGAUUUCUGGAAUAGACAAAUAGAUGAUAGAGGAGGAAGGUACCUACAAGAACAAAAACAGGUCGAUAAGUUCUUAUCGGCACUUUCAGCUCUUCCAGCUUCGACCGCUUCAACGUCAAACACACCUUUACCAUCUUCCAAAUCUCGCAGAAAGCACAAAACGCCUGUCACACCUUCAUCAACGUCCAUCUCAUCCGAGUCAUCGUCAAAGCAAUUUGAUACCUUUUUAAGAUCGAUUGGAAAGCUCAAGACACUUGCAGACGCUAGGAGAUUACGGUCGGACGUAGAAAGAGAGCUGAGAAGUGCGAAACUUGCUUUAGCGGAUGAGUUGAGACAGGGUCAGAAUAGUAAAGAGGGUGAUAGGAAGUUGAAGAAAGCGGAGAAGUACGUGCAGAGACUUGAGAGGGCGAAAAUCGAUAUUGAUAGAAAGAUAGAGGUGUUAUCCGGUCAGCCAGCAAAGCCUCGCCAUUCCCUCGAUAGAUCCCCCAUGAGCUCGAUGAUUCUUGAGGCAGCUUCGACCGAAUCUGUCAACCUAUAUUCUAUCUUAUCGGAUCCAUCAUCUCUGGCGUAUUGGCUUGAACAUAUGGAACGUCGUGGACGAUCACGCCUGGUGCAGUAUUGGCUCACAGUCGAAGGCUUCAAAGAUCCUCUUGAAGCUGCUGGGUUGGAUUCUGCACUGGACAGUACCUCCCAAUCGAACAACAAAAUACCUAUGUCUAAUGGUAAUCAAACGGUAGGCGAGGAUGUAGCUUUCUUGUACGAGAUGUACUUUGCUGCGGGGCAAACGGGCAUUAGUAUACCUUUGAGGCAUCGUCAAGUCAUCGAAGAGACUGCUCAAUCAGGCUCGACCACGCUCUCUGCUGGGGAAGCUCAGAGAGUGAAACAUGCUGUUUUUGCUUCACAGAAAGAAAUAUACGAACAGAUGGCCGAAGAAGAUUGGCCCGUCUUCAAGAAGAGUGAGCUGUAUAUCAAAGCUCUUACCGAUCUCAAACGUGCAGGCGUAUCUUUGGCCCCACCGACUGUCGAAGCUCCACCUCCUCGAAUGGCAUCUCCUAUACUGGAUUCUUCACCACUUCCACGUACACCUGUCGUGCGGCCACCUGCUACGCCAGCUGAAUCAUCGCGAUCGCUUCUUGACAUCCUAUCCCCCUCGGCACGACCACGCCCAACCAAUAAAAGAGGAUCGUUCUCACCUGCCAUACCACCUACUCCUACUGCUUCUGUAUCCAUCACAUCCCCCUUCUUCGAGCGAUCGAUGUCGCAUGAAAAACAGCUACCUUUAUCGAAGGAUAUACGAAAGGUCAGUCCUGGGAAUGCCGAUAGUAAGUUCAGCUCUCAGGAAUCCAGCAUACCUUCGACCCCUCCUCCGCCUAUCAGACGAUCGAGUCAUCUUGAUUUCCUUAUAUCGGGAGGGGAAUCAAAGGAGAAUACUGUGGAAGAUCGUGGCAGACUCUUCGGCGAUGAUGACGAUGUGAAUGAAGACGAUGAGCAUUAUGUGGAAGCUCAGCGGAUCGAAGCCAUCCAAGCGGCUCUCAAUGAAAUUAUCGCUUCGGACGACAUGGCUACUUCCAAAGUCGUCGACAUCACCGACGAUGGCCUUUUCAGCCCUCAACCUAAGUCACCCUCAGCCUCGCUGAUCUUGUUCGACAAAACUCCGAAGAUCGAAGAGAAAGUGUCAAAGCUUACAUCACGAAGUGCUGAAAACCUCAAGUCCACACAAAAAGGGAAAGCUGGGGUCAUUUCGUCUGCACCGCAAAGUCGAUUACCUUCAGUCGCAUUGCCGGAUCUCAAACCGAUCACUCGAAGACGAAGUAUCCCUAGACUUUCUGACUCACCUGAAAAGGCAAAUAAACACUUAUUCGACGAUCAGUUCAUAGAUCAAGAUCGAAUAUCGAUAGACGAGGAAGAAGUAGAUAAUAAUGUUAACGAAGUGAUCCAACUUGCUGCACCUGGGGAUUUGCAAUUGUCGGUGGAGAUCUCGAGAUUGCAAGAUAAGAUACAGGAGCUGGUUCAGCAGGAUCACUUGCUGGAUACAUUAAUCAGACAAGCAGAAUUGACAGGCAACCAGGUCGAAUUACGGAUCUUGAGAAGAUCUCAGUCUUCCGUAAGGCGAGAACAACGAACGGCGAUUUUUCAGAAAGCUCAAUUCGAGCAACAAGAAGAGGAAAAUCGCUUGAUACCUUCUCGAACCAGGGUGUCAAUUCCUUCGUCAGUGAUCACCUCUGAAGAUGGAGAGAGUGGGAAACAGGUAGUCAGAUAUACGAUCGAAGUGAGUCAGGUGGAUGAAGAUGGGAAAAUCAGACUUGGUUGGGUCGUCGCAAGGAGAUAUAACGAAUUUUACGAGUUGGAUAAAGCUCUGAAGGAUUGGGCGAUGGAAAGAAACGAUCUGACCGAUGAGCUGAAAAGCAGAAUGGUCGAAAUGCCAGGUAAGAGAUUGGUACCGAAUCUGUCGGCGAGUUUUGUCGAAUCGCGAAGAAUGGGAUUGGAAAAAUAUCUUCAGUCACUUUUGACUUCAACAAUCAUAUGUGAUAGUCCUCUACUUCGCUCUUUCCUCUCUCGUUCCCACGUGCCUCUCAAAGCAGGAUCCACCUCUGAUCCGAUGUCAUCAUCUACCGCAUCAUUGGUAAGUCUCGCACCGCACAAUAUCGUCAAAACUCUAUACAAAACUAUGGCUACCUCUUUGGACGAUGCUCUACUGGGUCCAAGUAUGUUAGAUAUGAUGUACACUACACUUUCUAGACAAUUGGUAGACUUUGGUGGACUCGUAGGACUAGGUGGUGAAGAUUUAGUUGGACUGUUGCCUUCUGCGUUAAAAGGUGGACAGUAUACCCCGCAAUGGAUGAAGAAUGAUGCAGUGGGGACAGGAUCGACGGAAGGUAGGAUAGGUCCAAUGGGAGGUGAAUCUGGUAUGACGAGUUUUACGGGUCCGAUAUGCGAUUUGUUCAUUGAGGUUUUUGAUCUGAAAGAAAAUAAUUGGUUGAGGAGACAGGCCAUCGUUGUUAUUUUACAGCAGUUUCUGGGAAGUACAAUAGAAAGGAAAGUUAGAGAUUCGUUCCGAGCGGCAACAUCAUCCGAAUCAAUAGAACGAAUCGUACUCAACCUUCAGGAGACGUUGUUCCCAGGAGGUGAAAGGCGAUCACCAAGUAUCGAGAGGACAGAACAGGAAAAAUUGGAAACUAAGAUCAGGGCAAGUAAAAAACUUGGAUUACUCAUUCCUGAUGUCGCUGCGAAUAUGAUUGGAAGAAGUAACGCGAGAAGAGCUGCUCGGAGAGUGUUUGGAGCCCUGCAGGAUACGAGAUUGAAUCAACAUCUGAUUUUGUCAAUCAUGGAUGAGAUUCUAAAUGCUAUGUUCCCCCCUCGAUAA